AUGCAGGAGAUGAUUCAAGCUUUUGAGCGUGGGAGACUGUGCAAAAUGGUGCAGGAUCCACUCGGGUCUGGGGCGGGGUGCAAAAAGGGUCUCGAUUGCAAGGACCCGAUGUAUGCCAUCUGCUGCACAGAUGUCUGCGAGCUGCACGUUGCGGCGUCCUGUAGCGACUACAGCCCAGCUUGCCAGGCGCGCGUGGCUGCCUGUGAGAUGGCCAGCUUCAUGACGGACGAUGGUUUUCUCCUGGCGCAACCGACCUAUGGGGAGAACCAGAUCUUCGAUGCCCGAAGCAUGGGCGGCUACAGCAGCAUUGUGUGGAAGUUGCUGCAAGACCUCACGAGCUUGUGCUACCAGCUUGAUUGGCUCCGGAAUGACAGUUCCCUCUUGGCCAAGCUCAGCAACUACACCGGGUGCCAGAACAUCGACGAAUCCUGCCCCAAUAACCAGGCGAGCUUCGAGACAUGGCCGGCAGGUGCCGAAGCCUCUCACGGGUCGACAAAAGCAUUGAUCUCAGGUGGUGAGACGCUGGCGCGAACGAUCAUGUCAAAAAUGGCGGGAUUUUCGGCCGGGGUUACAGGAAUAGUCUUGUCUACGGCCCUCAACCUUGCAUUGUUGGGCACGUUGGGCUCUCCCAAGAAUCCGUGCACCUAUGCCCACGCAGCAGAUUGGGGGAAGUGCGUAUACGGACAGAUUGCAAAGUAUGUGGAGCAGUAUGUCACCUCCUACGUAGCCAAGGAACUCCAGCACUAUACGAACGAAGUGGCAAAGACAAGGCUGGCAGUGUGGCACUUGAAGCUGAACGACAUCAACAACAGUGUUGCAGUUGACACCCGGGAGCCAGGGCAAAACACAACAAGUAACUGGCUGGCGGACUUUAAGUUCCCAGUGCAAGCGCUGCGCUUUGACAUGGAGGGCGAGUCGAUAUUUCCGGGUGCUUUCGACCCAUGA
Symbiodinium sp. CCMP2456 is the source of this 945-nucleotide messenger RNA. NCBI's taxonomy places the organism in Eukaryota, Dinophyceae, Suessiales, Symbiodiniaceae. The record is from the annotation of a GenBank genome assembly.